CCAAAGAUUCCCUGACAUCCCAUACUCCUCUCCGGAUUCUCUACAUCUGGUUAUCCUCCCGGUUUUCCCCACCGUUCUAAACCGGAUCGCUUUCGACGUCACCCGCCCAUCCCCGGUCCUACGAUCAUUUCCUUUUCAAUCUCACAAUGCAGACCAAACACUUUUUUACCGACCCGGACCAUCUGGUUCGCACUGCCCUGCACUCUCUCACCCUAACAAAUCCCUCUCUGGCUUUUGACCCCGACAACAAGAUCAUCUUCCGUCGCCCCGAUUCCGUCAAGAAGUCCAAGGUUGCCAUUGUCUCUGGCGGUGGCUCCGGUCACGAGCCGGCGUUUGCGGGCUAUGUCGGUCACGGGUUGCUUGAUGCGUCCGUCGCGGGCACCAUCUUCGCCUCGCCGUCUGCUGAGCAGAUUCGCAAGGGCGCCAUGGACUGCGUGAACAACGAGAAGGGCGUGCUGAUCAUUCCCAUGAACUACACGGGCGACGUGCUCAACUUCGGCAUGGCCACGGAGAAGUCCCGCGCUGCGGGCAUCAAGACCGAAUUUUUCGCUAUCAACGACGACGCUGGUGUCGGCAAGAAGAAGGGCGGAAAGGUUGGCCGUCGUGGCAUUGGUGGCGGCAUCCUGGUCUUGAAGAUCGUUGGCGCCCUGGCAGAGGCUGGUGCAUCCCUGGAGGAAGUCUACGCCACUGCCCAGUUGGCCAACGACAACCUCGCUUCCGUGGGUGCGUCCCUCGAGCAUGUUCACAUCCCGGGUCGCCCCGUGACCGCCGCGGAGGAUUCGAUCCCUCACGGCCAAGUCGAGGUCGGCAUGGGCAUCCACAAUGAGCCGGGAUCCCACCGCGUCAAGGCCUCGCUCCCCGAGCUGGUCAAGACCAUGCUGUUCCAGAUUCUUGACCACAAUGACCCCGACCGUGCCUUCAUCACGCACCAGCCCGAGGAUGAGUUCGUCCUCCUGAUCAACAACCUGGGCGGCUUGAGCGCCCUCGAGCUGUCGGGUAUCACCGACGAGGUCUACCGCCAGCUCGGCCAGGACCACAGCAUCAAGCCCUCUCGCGUCAUCCAGGGCACCUUCCUGACCAGCUUGAACGGCAUGGGCUUCAGCGUGUCCCUCCUCAAGUCCGCCGACACCGGUCUCGGAGCCGGCAAGUCGUUCAUCGAGCUCCUGGACGCUCCGGCCGAAGCCGUCGGCUGGACCGCUCCCAUCAGGUCGUCCACCUGGGCGCAACACUCCAGCGACGCUCCCGUGCAGCUCAAGCGGACGAAGCCGGCCCACGAGGUGCCCAGCAACCUUAAGCUGGACCCCGCCGUGCUCCGGAAAGUUCUGGGCUCCGGCCUCCGUCGCGUCAUUGCGGCCGAGCCCCUCGUCACCCGCUACGACACCAUCGUCGGCGACGGCGACUGCGGCGUCGGCCUCAAGCGCGGCGCGGAAGCCAUCCAGGCCCUCCUCGACAACCCCUCCUCGGGCCUCACCGACGACGUUGUCAACGCGGUCAACCGCAUCGUCACAGUCGUCGAAAACACCAUGGACGGCACCUCGGGCGCCGUCUACGCCAUCUUCCUCAACGCGCUGGCCCACGGUCUCCGCAACCAAGACCCGGGCUCUCCCACCCCGGCCACGACCGAAGUGUGGGCCAACGCCCUCGACCACUCCUGCAAGGCCCUCGCAAACUACACCCCCGCCCAGCCCGGCGACCGCACCAUGAUCGACGCCCUCUACCCCUUCUGCAACAAACUCCAGACCGUCAAGGACGUCCACAUGGCCGCGCAAGCCGCCCAGAAGGGCUCCGACGAUACCAAGGCCAUGAAGGCCAGCUUGGGCCGUAGUGUCUACGUUGGCGGUGAGGAGGAGUGGGUGGGCAAGAUUCCCGACCCCGGUGCGCAUGGUCUCGCUGAGUUCUUGACUGGUCUUGCGGAGGCUCUUUAAUGGGUUUGAAAUCCUUUGGCGGGGUUUUUUUUGGGAGGUGCUCAUCUUGGUACAUACUACAUCUCUUAAUAUAAUUUUAUGAUGUUGAUGAC
Molecule: messenger RNA, 2017 nt
Organism: Aspergillus campestris IBT 28561
Lineage: Eukaryota; Fungi; Ascomycota; Eurotiomycetes; Eurotiales; Aspergillaceae
Product: putative dihydroxyacetone kinase (DakA)
Exons: 4
Coding region: 147-1925 (592 amino acids)
Biological process (GO): glycerol catabolic process
Cellular component (GO): cytosol
Molecular function (GO): glycerone kinase activity; ATP binding
Source: RefSeq, a predicted model, not a curated record